GUUGACUCUGACCCGGUUGAUCAAAUGGGGGAGGUGACCCCUCCGCCCAAGGCCGUGACGGCAGGGGAAGACCCCGAGCUCGGCAUUCCCCAUGCCGCCGAGAGCUCGGGAUCUUCCCCUACCGCUGCGAACCCGCCACGGCGGUGGAAGAAGUGGCAGGUCUAUACGGUCAACGGCCUCGCGCUCAUUGCCUGCUUGACCGCCGCCGUCGCUCUGGCCAUAAGCGAAAAGAUCAACUCGGAUGUGAGCAUCUCGGAACAUUUAGAUAUCGAAAGCGUUUGCGGAUCACAAAAAGCUCUAACAUCAGGCGCGCCGGACGAUUGCCUGCAGAUGAGCCUCGAGGGACCGAUGGUGGACCUAAAUUAUACAACCUACGUCGGCACCACUCGGCAGAGCGGCAUCAAUGUUUUCUUGGGGAUGCGUUAUGCAGAAGCCCCGGUGGGCGAGUUGAGGUGGAGGGCUCCGAUCGAGCCGAGCAGUGAUGGGAACAAUCGUGUUUCUAGGGCCAAAGAAUUCGGGCCCAUAUGUCUUGCAACCGAUGCAUCUUUUCCAAAUGACCAGCAAGCCGAGGACUGUCUCUUUGUCAACGUCUGGGCUCCCGAAAAUGCCACAGAAAACUCAAAGCUCCCCGUCUGGCUAUUCAUUCAGGGAGGAGGUUACACCUCAAACUCAAAUGCCAACUGGGACGGCGAGGAGGUCGUGAAGCGCAGCAACAAGAGCAUGGUUUUUGUAAACUUCAACUACCGAGUCGGCCUCUUUGGGUUUCUUGCUGGCGAGCAGGUUAAGAAGAAUGGUGACCUGAAUGUGGGACUGCUCGACCAGCGGUUGGUGAUGCAGUGGAUCCAAAAGCAUAUUUCCAAGUUUGGGGGUGAUCCCAACCACGUAGUUAUUUCGGGUCUCUCGGCCGGCGCCGGAUCGGUCGCGCUCCAGCUGGCCGCAUAUGGUGGUCGUGACGAUAAUCUGUUCACCGGCGCCAUCGUGGAGUCCAUGUUCUUCCCCGCUCAGCCAUAUCUCUCCGAGCUCGAGUGGCAGUUCGACCGCCUGGUGACAGGCGUCAAUUGCGAUGGCGGGUCGGACCAAAAGAUGGCCUGCCUCAGGGGGAAGAGCACGAAGGAUCUCCAGACGGCUAACAAGGCGUCAGCUUUCCCUGGGAGGACCCAGCCCCCAUUGCCCCUUUUUUACUGGACGCCGUGUAUCGACGGUGACCUGAUCAGGAAGCUGCCGUACGACAUGUUUGAUGAGGGAAAGAACAUAGAUGUUCCCUUGAUGGUCGGAUCAACUAGCAAUGAGGGCUCUGUGUUCGCCGCGAACGCCGAGACUAAGGAUGAGAUGCUCGAGUUCCUGCAAAACAAUUACCCGAACUUGCGGGAGCGAGACCUCGACGACAUUGUAGACCGCUACCCGCUAAUGUCCGCGCUCCCUCAGCACAAGCCGUGGUACCCAUCGACGUCCAAGGCCUACGGCGAAGCAACAUUCAUCUGCCCCACCGUCAACGUGCUGGAUGACGUGUCGUCCAACUUUCCCAACAGCAGGAACAAGACCUGGGCGUACCGCUACAACGUACAAGACAAGGACGACGUGUCCAGUGGCCUUGGCGUUCCGCACACGGCAGAGGUCGGGGCCGUGUUUGGCCCGGACAGCGUCCUCGGCCAGGCACCGGCCAGCUAUAAAACGUACAAUGCUCCCAUCGUACCCGUCGUCAUGGACUACUGGAUAUCCUUUGUCAAGACGCUGUCGCCGAAUGUACUCAAGAAUGCCGAUGCGCCGAGUUGGGAAUUGUAUGCAGGUAGGAACGGUACAAACAUCACCGCUGGGACUAACAGCACUGCUCUGGCCAACAGCCGCUUAAGGCUGGUCCUGGAGACGAAUAACACACGCAUGGAGCAGGUUCCUUCGGAUGAGGUCAGCAGAUGCCAGUUCUGGAAGUCUCUGAAGGAUCAGACGCAGCAAAAGCUCUGAUCCGGACCCCGCUAAAUUCGCGUAUGGGAACAAGUCCUUUAGAAAUAUCAUAACAACAGUUGUUGGUUAUAUGAUGGGCACUGUUUUGCACCGGCCAAGGAGCAAUAGAACUUGGAUAAAGACGAGUACCUUCAUCAGGUGGGAUAUCCAUAUAUAAAAGAUCUUAGACCUGCAUAGAUCUAGAUUCUGUUGUUGUUUUUUUGUUUCUUUUAUCGAGCAUACAACUUUUGGAUAGCUAGUUAUUCAAUGCUCAUUACUUGCUUGCCUGCUGAAAGCAAGUGCAGCCACCCGUUCGCCUUGACUAUUCCACAAUGACCGACAGGGUAUGACCGCACAUGAUUCGGUCAGUUGAGGAACGGCGGCGAGUGAUGCAUCGAAAUAGAGGAGUUGGUAAUCGUUUAUUUUAUCCUCGCGUGGCAGGUUAGAAUCAGACUUGCUCGCAGCCGCAGGUUUCGACAGUGAAAGCAUCACCGACCUGAUAUCAUCUGCAAGAGACUCGGCAGCCAUGGGCAUAUCUCCAGGUUUGACAUCACGCUUUAUAGCCACUGUGGUGUGAACAAAAGUUGAUUCCCGAAUCUUGACAAGAGUCUGAUGCGCGUCCCAAGAUCGUGAUUGCGGGUCAGAAGCCUCACUCGAUGGCGACGAGAGGCUGCGCAAAGUAACACUUCGGGCCUCGAGAUUCGAGAAUCCGGCUUGGGCAUGCCACUCGACAUCCGACUGGCGCGGAAGCUCCUCAACCUCGGCCAAGAAGAAAGGUGGAACGGUGGUCACGGCUUGCACUGGUUGUCCCAUGGUGCUUGGCUGGCUGAUGACUUCAAAAUUGGGAAGAUGAAAGCUGCUUUGGUCUUGCCGAUCCUUGUAAUCCAUAAAAGCUGGAUUAUACUUUCUGUCCCAAAUGUCGGGGCCACUGUCGUCAUCACUUGCAUCAUCACCAUCUCCCCCGGAAUUGUGAGCUUUCGCCCAGACAGUGGCAGCGGCUACAGCCUUUCGUCGAGCGGUCUCGACAUUGUCAGUCUUUGAGGUAUAUGCCACAGCACUGCUCCACCACUGUACUUCCUUGUCCUGUGCUAUCCUCCAGAGAUGCUGCAAUGACAGUGUAGCGUUGAAUAUAAAGACAUCGAGUUCGGUUUCUUGAUCACCAGGACGGGGAAGCUCCAUAGUUGCAGGGACAAGAGGAAUCUGGCCAGCGAUGAGAACUAGUCUGGGACCUGAGGCCGAUGACUGGUUUGAUGUCACUGCAUCAUCACCUUGAUGACGCCUCGUAUUGGGUUGUGCAAUGAGAUUAAGGGGCAAUGUUAUGGCUUGACUGUAGGGACCAAUGUUGGCCGGUGCCCAGUAAGAACGGGACUGCACAUGCAGGCCAUCCCUCACAUUCGUGUCCAUAAUCGACGGAUUUGGAACGUCCAAGACGGACAAGGAAAUGUAGAUAUCGCACCCCGAAGGCAACAAGUUUCCACUCGAUAUGGUGACUCGAGAAGGCGGGUUCGGGGCUACAAAGAGAGAGCCGUAUACGGAGUUGACAGCAGGAAAGUCAGCCAUGCGCCGUAGAACGAUAGUUGCCGAGAUUAUGUUGGUGGCAGACAUUCCUCGCGCGGUCAGACGCCCACGAAUAUUAUCCGCGAUGAUUUGAGUUUCCUCUACGACAGACGAGGCAGUGCCAGCGCCCGCCACGAAAUUCCACUGCUCGAGUCUGGAGUAGCCAUGGGCGAGCGUGUUGCUUCCAUGCCAAUUGUUGAGGUUCUUCUGGUCUUUGACUAAGCCAGAUGCUUCACUAGACGCCGAGGAAACGGCUGCCAAGACCCCAGAAAAGCGCUCAUCCAGCAUCUUAGGAAAUCUGACCAGAGAUCGAAGCUUCUCCAGGCCAUUAUCACCAUCUUCUUGGGCGGUCUUCUCCACAACCUCGGCCUUGACUAUGCGAAGCCACGCGGUACCGCCUCCUUCCUUGAUGACCCUCUUGUCUUGAUCUUGGACGAGAAUCUUCUUUUUAAACAGACAACAGGGCCCGUCAACAACCAAGGUCUCGAACUCACCACCUUCGCCCAGGACGGCGCCAUCUCCGGCACUCCCACACCCGAAUCGAGACAUGGCCCUGACGAGCCUCGCAACACCCUUGAGGCUAGCGACGUCCUCCCAGAGAAAGUCCUCAUCCAGGCCGCCGCUCGCUACCUUGACGAUGCGCGCCUCGAGACCCGCAUUCGCCAUAUCGCGCAAUAGGUGGGCGCCGUCGUCACCCGGUACAGGGCCAGGCGACGUGGGCCCCGCGAUGGCUGGGUACUUCCACAGGUACGCGAGCGGCACAAGCCCCAGCCGCAACGCCACCGACUCGACACGCGUGCGCUGGUAGGUGCUCAGGAUGGCGCCGGCGCAAACUGCGUUGGCCUCUGGGUGGGCGGCCAUAACCCUCCUCAGGAGCGGUACCAUGCUCUCGGUCUCAUCCUCAUCGUGGUGCGCCACAGACCCUCCGUAGUCCCUCUUCGAGUCCCCGGCGCCACCGGUGAUGGCGUGACGGUAGAGUGGAAGCCCCGUGGCGUCUGCAUACAGCGGGAUCACUUCGUGGCCGACAGUCUGGUACAUGAAACUGUUGAGGUCCGCAUCUGCCUUGUCAGCCGGGAGGGGAGGAGGGUGCAGGUUAGCCAGGGCAACAACCCGAUGGCCGUUAGCAAGGCAGUGCAGCAGCGAAUAGAAGCUGUCCUUGCCUCCCGAGACAAGGGCGAUGACGUUGAGAGUGGCCAUGGGUACAGUAUUUUUGAGUCGAAUGGGUGGCUAGGCUUGCUAGGCUGUCUGUCUAGUUGGCCUGACUGAGAGGACUGCUCAGGUUCCCAGUGAAUAGACUUGCGUCAACCACUUUGGCUUCAGGUCUCGUGGGAUCUUUGUCUCUCUUGUCCCCUCCCGCCACUGCAAAAAAAAAACCUUGCGCUUGCUGUUAAUCCAGGCACUAGCGAAAUGCCAAAUGGUGUUCCUGGGGUCCGUCCUAGAGGAGGUUAGUAUUUAGACGGAAAAGAAAGCGUCGCGCUUGGGGCGAAUUGUGGCGGAAGAGUUUGUGCGCCGGCUUGUGAUCCGUGGGACGGAAGCGUACGCGAUUCGAUCAGUGAAGAAAGUGAGCGACGGGGCAAGUCGGGAAUUCCCCCACCGAGCGAGCGCGUGGGGUUGGCUGGCUUGGUGCAAUUGUUCCUGCAUCCUGAAUGAGUGCGAAAAAACCCCCGAAUAACUGAAGGAAA
This is a messenger RNA of Pyricularia grisea, 5177 nucleotides long. RefSeq lists its product as uncharacterized. The transcript has 6 exons. The coding region runs from base 25 to 1959 and encodes 644 amino acids. NCBI's taxonomy places the organism in Eukaryota, Fungi, Ascomycota, Sordariomycetes, Magnaporthales, Pyriculariaceae. The record is from RefSeq and is a predicted model, not a curated record.